CUUCUGGGCAUUGAGUGUGUUUCGCGAAAUAUUUGUUUACAAACUGAACAUUUUGGAAAUUAAAUCUUUCAGCGGAUUGGCAAACAAGAUGAGCACCGGCAACAAAGGCGGUUACAAGACGCCGCGGAAGCAAAACCUGAAAUCCAUUGAAAACCUUACAAAUUCGGAGGAAGACUCCGAAGAUCUGGAUACGGCGAUGGUUGAGGAUGCCGGGGAAUCGGAUUCGAAAGGCACCAGGCGCCGUUCCGCCCGACGUCCAAGUCCCACCAAGAAGUACCAGGCCUACAAAAAUGAAAAUAAUGGAAAAACGCUGGAUGAUGCAGAGAUGUCGGAUGAAUUGAGCAGUGAGCCAGAGGAUCAGGAUGAAGAAGAGGCUACAGAGGAGCUGGAGAAUGCAGCCCGUCCAACUUCCAAGGACCUUCACCUCAUCCAAUCCGAGUACAAUGUGGCCGGCACCAGCAUGUUUGGCUUCAACACGCCAAAAAAACGCGAUGCCAUGGCCGUGGCCGCCCUUAAUGCCACGCCCCGCACUCCCAAGACCCCAAAAACGCCCCGACUGGGGGUCAAAACGCCGGACACCAAGCGCAAGAAGUCCACAGAUCAGCCAAAGACUCCCGCCCAUGUUCGCACCCGUGUGAAGAAUCAGAUUGCCAAAAUAGUUGCGGAUUCGGAUGAGGAUUUCUCCGGUGACGAAAGCGACUUCCAACCCAGUGGUAUAGGUUCGUCCUCCAGUAGCAGUAGCAGCGAUGGCGGCGAUUCCUCGGAAAACGAUGCGGCUGAUGAUGAGCCAAAGACGCCUUGCAAAGCCCGUCGUGCCAUUGUGGUGCCCGUUCUGCCCAAAACUCCAUCGGCAGCUCGUCUCCGACAAUCGGCAAGGGCUAAGAAGUCGAAUGAGUUUGUGCCCGAGAGCGAAAGCUAUUUCCAAUCGCAUGCCAGCAGUAAGAUCCUCACCUCAGAUCAUACAUUGGAUCGUUUGAAGAAUCCCCGGCUGGCCGCCGAUCGUGUGUUUAGCUUGCUGUCUGAAAUUAAGCUAUCCACCGAGCAUGAGACGUCCAUUAAUGCCAUUAUGGAGGAGUACCGUUCGUACUUUCCCAAGUGGAUGUGCAUAUUGAACGAGGGCUUCAAUAUAAUUCUGUAUGGAUUGGGAUCCAAGCGGCAGUUGCUACAGUCAUUCCAUCACGAGGUUUUGGAGAAACAAACCGUGCUGGUGGUGAAUGGCUUCUUUCCUAGUCUGACGCUCAAGGAUGUGCUGGACAGCAUCACAAGCGAGAUCUUGGACGCAGGCGUUAGUCCGGUCAAUCCGCACGAAGCGGUGGACAUGAUCGAGGAGGAGUUCGCCCUGAUACCUGAGACGCAUUUGUUUCUAAUUGUCCACAAUCUGGAUGGAGCGAUGUUGCGCAAUGUGAAGGCCCAGGCGAUUUUAUCGCGACUGGCGCGAGUGCCAAACAUUCACUUGCUGGCCUCUAUCGAUCAUAUUAAUACCCCAUUGCUUUGGGACCAAGGAAAGCUGAGCAGCUUCAAUUUCUCGUGGUGGGACUGCACCACCAUGCUGCCAUAUACGAACGAAACUGCCUUCGAAAACUCUCUGCUGGUGCAGAAUUCGGGAGAACUGGCCCUCUCCUCGAUGCGCAGUGUGUUCUCCUCGCUGACGACCAACUCGCGCGGCAUCUACAUGCUGAUUGUCAAGUACCAACUGAAGAAUAAGGGCAAUGCCACAUACCAAGGCAUGCCAUUUAGGGAUCUAUACUCAAGUUGUCGCGAGGCCUUCUUAGUCAGUUCAGAUCUCGCUCUGCGCGCCCAACUUACAGAGUUUCUCGAUCACAAGCUGGUGAAGUCAAAGCGAAGCGUUGAUGGCUCCGAACAGCUAACCAUUCCCAUUGAUGGCGGACUGCUGCAGCAGUUCCUCGAGGAGCAGGAGAAGAAAUAAAUCGUCGACGUAAUUUUAGAACAUAUUAAUUUAUUAUCUAAUAUUGUUAAAUACAAUUACAAUUUCGCUUUUUAAAAAUGUCGUGAUGCUGUCACUUGUAUUGCCC
Drosophila gunungcola (fruit fly) is the source of this 2033-nucleotide messenger RNA. It is a transcript of the gene Orc2, whose product is annotated as origin recognition complex subunit 2. Lineage: Eukaryota; Metazoa; Arthropoda; Insecta; Diptera; Drosophilidae. Gene Ontology annotation, biological process: DNA replication. Gene Ontology annotation, molecular function: DNA replication origin binding. The record is from RefSeq and is a predicted model, not a curated record. Gene Ontology annotation, cellular component: nuclear origin of replication recognition complex; nucleus.